Molecule: messenger RNA, 8067 nt
Organism: Drosophila willistoni
Lineage: Eukaryota; Metazoa; Arthropoda; Insecta; Diptera; Drosophilidae
Gene: FASN1
Product: fatty acid synthase
Exons: 6
Coding region: 330-7625 (2431 amino acids)
Biological process (GO): fatty acid biosynthetic process
Molecular function (GO): phosphopantetheine binding; oxidoreductase activity; fatty acid synthase activity
Source: RefSeq, a predicted model, not a curated record
CUAGCCCAACUUUUGUACCACACAAAAACAGCUGUCAAAGAAAUCGCCUGAUUUUUAGCGCUAAAGUUAGAGACCUGUUGCAAGCCGUGGACCAUCAGCAGACUGUUGCGUUUAACAAUAAUAAUAACACCAGCAGCUACCAUUCGCCAACUGGACAAAAUAACGGGAAAAGUGCCCGAGCCAAUCGUCGUCGACGUCGCCGCAAUAGGAAACAAAAUUCCCAGCAACCUGACGCCUUUCAAGAUUCAAGCGCGCAGCUAACACCCAGCACCUCCCAUUCCCAUAGUGCACCAUCUGGAACCCUAACCCCGAACAACGAUACAUUCAAUAUGCCAGCCCGUUUCGAAGAAGUAAUCACCGCUGAGCCAGCCGCAACUCGUACUGCCCCCCAAUUGGACCUGGGUGGUGGACAGUAUACGCAGCUGAACGAUGAAAUAGCCAUUACUGGAUUCUCUGGUCGCUUGCCAGAAAGUUCAAGCAUUGAGGAAUUCAAGCAAAAUCUCUACAAUGGCGUUGAUAUGGUCAAUGAUGAUCCCAGACGUUGGGAGCGCGGGCUUUAUGAUCUACCCGAUCGUAUGGGCAAGAUAAAGGAAGAAGAUUUGGAAAACUUUGAUCAGCAAUUCUUUGGUGUUCAUCAGAAGCAAGCCGAAUGCAUGGAUCCCCUAUUGCGUAUGCUCCUCGAACUGACUCACGAAUCAAUCAUUGAUGCUGGUCUCAAUCCCACCGAUUUGCGUGGCUCACGCACUGGCGUGUACAUUGGUGUCUCGACUUCGGAAACGGAGCAGCAUUGGUGUGUGAAUGCGGAUCGCGUGAAUGGCUAUGGAUUGACUGGCUGUGCCCGUGCUAUGUUUGCCAAUCGUAUCUCAUUCACAUUUGAUUUUAAGGGACCCAGUUACAGCAUUGACACAGCCUGUUCCAGUUCGCUGUAUGCCUUGGAGCAGGCCUACUCCGACAUGCGCGAGGGCAAGAUCGAUAAUGCCAUUGUUGCCGGAGCGGGACUCAUUCUGAAGCCCACCAUGUCGCUGCAGUUUAAGCGUCUGAACAUGUUGAGUCCGGAUGGUAGCUGCAAAGCCUUUGAUGAAUCUGGCAAUGGUUAUGUCCGUUCCGAUGGGUGUGUUGUGCUUCUCUUGCAGCGCGCUUCGGCAGCCAAGCGUGUCUAUGCCUCCAUUUUGAAUGUGCGCACCAAUACAGACGGAUUCAAAGAGCAGGGCAUUACGUAUCCCAUUGGAAAAAUGCAGAAUCGUCUUAUUCGCGAGACCUAUGAAGAGAUUGGGCUCAACCCCAACGAAGUGGUGUAUGUGGAGGCUCACGGCACUGGCACCAAAGUCGGUGAUCCACAGGAGGUGAAUUCCAUUACGGACUUCUUUUGCAAAAACCGUACCUCUCCCCUGCUAAUUGGUUCAGUUAAGUCAAACAUGGGUCACUCGGAGCCAGCAUCUGGUGUGUGCUCAGUAGCCAAACUUUUGAUUGCAAUGGAGGAAGGUGUCAUUCCCGCAAACUUGCAUUACAACAAGCCCAAUCCUGAUCUCUAUGGCCUAGUCGAUGGACGCUUGAAAGUGGUGGACAAGAAUCUGCCAUGGAAUGGAGGCAUUAUUGGUCUGAAUUCAUUCGGUUUUGGUGGCGCCAAUGCCCACGUUAUUCUCAAGUCGAACCCCAAACCAAAGGCGAUUACACCCCGCGAUGGAGCUCCCAAGGUGGUACUGGCCUCAGGACGUACCUUUGAAGCUGUCCAAGAGCUUCUCGAAUCAGCCACCGAUCACGCCAAUGACGAUGAGUACCUGCAACUGUUAAAUGAUAUCCACUCCAAGCCCAUUCCACUGCACUACUUCCGCGGUUUCGGUGUAGUCAGCACCAGCAAGGGUUCAUUGCAGCGCGAAGUUGUUGAAUUCACCGACGAGAAACGUCCCAUUUGGUACAUCUACUCCGGCAUGGGCAGCCAGUGGGCUAGCAUGGCUAAAGAUCUGAUGCAAAUUGAUGCUUUCGCUAAAACUAUUCAACGCUGCGCCGAUGUGUUGAAGCCCGAGGGUGUGGAUCUUAUUGAUGUGCUCACCCGUUCCACGGAUAAGACAUUUGAGAACAUCCUCAACUCUUUCAUCUCUAUUGCUGCCAUGCAGGUGGCGCUUACUGAUUUGCUCGGCUCGUUGGGCAUCCAACCCGAUGGCAUUGUGGGACACUCUGUCGGUGAAUUGGGUUGUGCCUAUGCCGAUGGCUGCUUCACCCCAGAACAGACGGUUUUGGCUGCCUACUGGCGUGGUAAGAGUAUCCAGGACACACAACUCUCCAAGGGCAAGAUGGCAGCAGUUGGUUUGAGCUGGGAAGAAGCACACAAGCGUGUGCCCAGCGACUGCUUCCCCGUUUGUCACAACAGCGAAGACAACUGCACCAUUUCGGGACCAGAAGCUUCCAUUGAGACUCUGGUGGCUAAAUUGAGUGCCGAUGGCGUCUUUGCCAAGGCCGUCAAUUCCAGUGGCUAUGCAUUCCACAGCAAAUACAUUGCCGAUGCUGGACCAAAGUUGCGUAAGAGUCUGGAGAAGAUUAUUCCGAAUGCCAAGAACCGAACUACUCGCUGGAUAAGUACCAGCAUUCCCGAAUCAGCCUGGGACACUCCUGUUGCCAAGCAAUCGUCGGCCGCUUACCAUGUAAACAACUUGCUAUCCCCUGUGCUGUUCCAUGAAGCUCUCCAGCAUGUGCCCAAGAACGCAAUUUCCAUUGAGAUUGCCCCCCAUGGUCUGUUGCAAGCCAUCUUGAAGCGUGCUCUCGGACCCGAUGCCACCAAUCUCAGUCUUGUGAAGCGUGGCCAUGAGAACAACGUAGAAUUCUUCUUAACCAACGUGGGCAAACUGUAUGCCGCUGGAGCCCAGCCGCAAGUACUGAGCCUUGUGCGUCCCGUCAGCUAUCCAGUGGGACGUGGCACUCCAAUGUUGAACUCGAAGAUUGGUUGGGAUCAUACUCAGAAGUGGUUGGUUGCCAAAUUCGGCAAGGAAACUACUUCGGGCGAGACUGUGAUCGAGGUGGAUCUUUCUAAGGAAGAUGAUGCCUUCCUGGCCGGUCAUACAAUCGAUGGCCGUAUCCUUUUCCCUGCUACAGGCUACAUGACCCUUGCCUGGAUAACCUUUGCUAAAAUGCGUGGCGGCGAAUUCCACAAGACUCCUGUUGUGAUGGAGAAUCUAGUAUUCCAUCGCGCCACCAUUCUCAACAAGAGCGCAGUGGUCAAGUUCGGCAUCAACUUCUUCGACGGCACUGGCAACUUCGAGAUCUGUGAGAGUGGCAGUUUGGCCGUGUCUGGCAAAAUCACUCUGCCUGAGACCAUUGAAAAUGAAGAGCUGCCUCUGGACGCACAAACCGCCAGCACUGCAGCCAAGCAGCUGGCCACAAACGACGUGUACAAGGAGCUGCGCCUGCGUGGCUAUGACUACGGCGGCAUUUUCCGUGGCAUUCUGAAAUCCGACACCAUUGCCUCCACCGGUCAGCUGCAAUGGGUGGACAAUUGGAUUAGCUACAUGGACACCAUGCUGCAGUUCAGUAUCCUGAGCAAGAACUUGCGUGAAUUGUACCUGCCUACGCGUAUCGAGAAGGCUGUUAUCAAUCCGGCCAAGCACUUGGAGCUGAUCAGUGCCCUUAGCAAGGAGGCUCAGUUGGAAACCGGACUGCCAGUUUACUGGUACGAUGACAUCAAUGUUAUUAAGAGCGGCGGCGUCGAAUUACGUGGUCUGAAAGCCUCUCUGGCUCAACGUCGUCCAGGCACACAGGCUCCACCCACUCUGGAACGCUACACUUUUGUGCCCAAUAGCAACACCAACGAAUUGCAUGAGAACUCGGAGAAGGCACGUCUGCAUGCUUUGGAUGUAGCCAUCCAACUGAUCAUUGAGAAUUCCAGCGGCGCCGUGAAACUAAAGGGUGUGGAACUCGCUAAUGGACGCAAUCCCGAUGUGUUAGUGGCUAACCGCCUGCUCCAGAUCAUCGAGGGCGAACCUGUGCUCACUGGUGAUGUGGCUGUGGUUACCUCCAAUAAUAACGAAGAGACCAUAACCAGCGCUUUGGGUGACUCUGGAGUACGCGUCAUAUCAAAGGAUGUGCUGAAGGAGCCGGUGGAGCAGAACUGUCACUUUGUAUUCGGUAUCGAUGUGUUGGCCCGACCAGACACCAAAACUUUGGAAAACACUAUUGCCAGCAUUCGUGAUAAUGGCUUCCUGAUCUUUGAGGAGACGCUAACCAGUUAUACCAAGACAGGACGUGGACUCCUCGAGAAGUUUGGAUUUGUGCCAAUUCAGGAGCAGACUCUGGGAGGUACUCGCAUCCUUGUCUUGGCUCGUCGUAGUGUCGACCUGAAGACUCGCAAGUCCGUGAUUGUCCAAGCUACCGAACAGAAUUUCAAUUGGGUGGAUGAUCUGAAGGCUGCCUUAGCCACAGCUGCCACCGAGGAGCAGUACGUUUAUGUCGUAUGCCAGGCCGAGGAGCUCUUUGGGGCUGUUGGUCUAAUGACUUGCAUCAAAAAUGAAAAUGGUGGCAAGUUGGCUCGUCUGGUCUUUGUUCAGGAUGCCAAGGCUGAGAAAUUCUCAUUGACCUCACCUCUGUAUCGCAAGCAGCUCGAAAAGGAUCUCAUUUCGAACGUGCUGAAGAACGGAAACUGGGGUACUUUCCGUCAUUUGAAGCUGGAAACCCAGCAAGCCACUCUUCAGGUGGAACACGCCUACGUGAACGCUCUGGUCAAGGGUGAUUUGGCUUCGCUGAAGUGGAUCGAGGCAGCCAAGGCUGAUACUGCUGUCCAGGCCAACAAAGAUCUGGAAACUUGUACUGUCUACUAUGCCCCGAUUAAUUUCCGUGACGUGAUGUUGACAUCGGGCAAACUGGCUGCUGAUGCUCUUCCAGGAGAUUUAGCCGAACAGGAUUGUGUCUUGGGUCUAGAAUUUGCUGGACGAGACACUGCUGGACGUCGCGUCAUGGCUAUGGUGCCGGCCAAGUCCCUGGCUACAACUUGUGUGGCCAGCAAGCGUAUGAUGUGGCAGAUUCCCGAGAAGUGGACCAUGGAGGAGGCAUCCACUGUGCCAUGCGUCUACUCCACUGUCUACUAUGCUUUGGUGGUGCGUGGACAGAUGAAGAAGGGUGAACGUAUUCUCAUUCAUGCCGGUUCCGGAGGAGUUGGUCAGGCUGCAAUCUCCGUUGCUCUGCAUCAUGGAUUGACUGUCUUCACCACAGUGGGCAGCAAGGAGAAGCGUGAGUUCUUGUUGAAACGUUUCCCCAAACUUCAGGCCCGCAACAUUGGCAAUUCCCGUGACACAUCAUUCGAGCAGCUUGUAAUGCGUGAGACCAAGGGACGUGGUGUGGAUCUUGUCUUGAACUCUCUGUCCGAAGAGAAACUUCAGGCUUCUAUUCGCUGCUUGGGACUCAAUGGACGCUUCUUGGAAAUCGGUAAAUUCGAUCUGAGCAACAAUAGUCCAUUGGGCAUGUCAGUGUUCCUUAAGAACACUUCCUUCCAUGGCAUUCUGCUCGACAGUGUGAUGGAGGGCGAAGAGGAGAUGCAGAACCAAGUUGUCUCCCUGGUGGCCGAUGGUAUCAAGAAUGGCGCAGUAGUGCCAUUGCCCACAUCCGUUUUCAAUGAUCAGCAGGUGGAGCAAGCUUUCCGUUUCAUGGCCUCCGGCAAGCACAUCGGAAAGGUGGUUAUUAAGGUACGCGACGAAGAGGAUGGCAAGAAGUCCCUAGUGCCCAAAUCGCGUCUGAUCAAUGCCAUUCCCCGUACAUACAUGCAUCCAGAGAAGAGCUACAUUCUGAUCGGUGGUCUUGGCGGUUUUGGUUUGGAAUUGACAAACUGGCUGGUGACCCGCGGAGCCCGUUACAUUGUGCUUACAUCUCGUUCGGGAGUGAAGACUGGUUAUCAAGGUCUUAUGAUCCGUCGCUGGCAGGAACGUGGCGUUAAAGUAGUCAUUGACACCAACGAUGUGACCACCGCUGCUGGGGCCAAGAAACUUUUGGAAUCUAGCAACAAGCUGGCUUUGGUUGGAGGCAUUUUCAAUUUGGCCGCUGUGUUGCGUGAUGCUCUCAUCGAGGAUCAGACAGCCAAGGACUUCAAGACCGUCGCAGAUCCAAAGGUGACGGCCACCAAGUAUCUGGAUCAAUUCUCUCGCACCAUUUGCACAGAGUUGGACUACUUCAUUUGCUUCUCCAGUGUGUCUUGCGGUCGUGGUAACAUUGGACAGACCAACUAUGGUCUUGCGAAUUCAGCAAUGGAACGUAUUUGCGAACACCGCCAGAUCAGUGGAUUCCCGGGCACAGCUAUCCAGUGGGGAGCCAUCGGUGACACCGGACUGGUUCUGGAGAAUCUCGGUGACAAUGACACAGUAAUCGGAGGAACCCUGCCCCAGCGCAUGCCUUCCUGCUUGCAGACAAUUGAUCUUUUCCUGCAACAACCGCAUCCCGUUUUGGCCUCCAUGGUUGUGGCUGAGAAGCGCAAGUCCGAUCAAUCGGCUGGUGUUAGUCUAAUUGCCACUAUUUCAAACAUUCUUGGUCUGCGUGAUACAAAGAAUAUCCAGGAUGCUGCUUCCCUGGCCGAUCUGGGCAUGGACUCGCUGAUGAGUGCUGAGAUCAAGCAGACUCUUGAGCGUAACUUUGACAUUGUAUUGUCCGCCCAAGAGAUUCGCCAACUGACCUUUGGAGCUCUGAAGCAGAUGGACGGUGGCGCCGAGGUCAAACCGGCAGCUGCCGCUGCUGCCCCAGCUGCUGCAGAUGGUACAAACAAAUCGCCCGUUUCAUCUCGCACAGCCAGUCCCUUGGGCGAUGGCACUCAGGUUGUCUUCACCACCGCCCUGAUGCCCACGGAAGCCAUUGUUCGUCUGGAGACAAAGGCCCCAGCCACAAGCAAACAAACUCCCAUUUUCUUCAUCUCACCCAUUGAGGGAUUCGCCAGCGCUCUGGAGCCACUGGCCAAGCGCCUGGAGGUACCCGCCUAUGGUCUACAGUUCACCGAAAAUGUGCCCGUAGACUCGGUGGAGUCGGCCGCUAGAUUCUUUAUUAAACAACUGCGCACCAAGCAACCCAAGGGCCCAUACAAACUAGCCGGUUACUCAUUUGGUUGUCUGCUCACCUACGUGAUGGCGGCCAUCCUUGAGGAGAGCAAUGAGAUUGCCAACGUGGUAAUGUUAGACGGAGCACCCACCUAUGUCAACUGGUAUACGAGUAGUUUCAAGCAACGCUACACAGCUGACGAUGACAACAACAAUCACAGCUAUGGAUUGGCCUACUUUGGCAUUGUCCUGGCCAACAUUGACUACAAGGCGCUGGUCCGCCUGCUUUUGGUCAUCCCAACUUGGGAGGAGAAACUCGAAAAGUUUGCUGAACUAAUGAGUGUUGAAAUCAACCAUCCUGUCGAUACUAUCAAGAAAUCGGCAACUUUAUUCUACAAGAAGCUGGAAUUGGCUGACAGCUACACGCCCACCUUGAAGCUCAAGUCGAAUGUGACUUUGGUCAAACCCACAGAGAAUUCAGCUAAAUUGGAUGAGGACUAUCGUCUAAAAGAGGUCUGCAUUAAGCCCGUGGAUGUGCAUACGGUUGUAGGCAAUCAUCGUACCUUCCUCAUUGAGGAGCAGUCAGUGGCGACCAUUCAGAGUAUAUUGAAGCGUCUCUUCAACUAAGUCCAUUCCCCCUCCAAAAAAAAAACCAAGCACACCCCCUAACCUAAGCAUCACCCAAGACAAAUUACACGCACAUACAAUACUCGUGUUAUCCACUUGUGGAAUCACAAAUCUCCGUCUCUCUAUCUAUCUAUCUAUCUAUCAUGACAUGCACCGGUUCAUUUAGUUAGCAUAUUUUAGUGAAAUGAAUUUAUGUUAUGUGGAGCAGCAUCAAUUGCCAACCAAAUUAUCACAGUAACGCACAGUUAAAUACAUGAUAUAUCCUCCAAAUGUGAAUUAGAUAUAAGUUAUAUCCAGUGAUCGAUUUAAUUGCCGUCUUGCAGGGUCUUUGUAAAGAAUCCAGGUCCAAAUUAAAUUCUUUAUAGAUCCUGCGAUUCUGGGCAAUUGAAUGACACACUGAAACGUCCCGAACUUACCAAAUAUAUAUCUAUAUCUAAUUGUA